GAUCAAAGGCGGGUCUGUCAAGUUGCGACGGCAACGAUUGGAGCUCGGCACCAAACACACGCUGCUAUCCUCAAACCAAUCGACUAGUAGCCAUAAUGCUAGCUGCACGCAAAAGAGCAAAGGUGCGCCCAUUAUCAGCUGCGUCGAUCGAGCGCGCAGAAUCGGACGAAACUCACGAAAAAGAAGAAAACGAAAAUGAAGAAAACGAAGAGAGGCUGAUUGAGACGGGAGAGUCGUCAGAAGACGACGAGGAAGAGGGCUAUGAGUCAAAUGGUGAGAGACCGGAAGUGAUCGCCAUUGCUGAGAACACGGUUGACAAAGCGAUUGACGUAGAUGUUGAGAGGGAGCACAAUGUUAACGGUGAUCGUGUGGAAACGUCAGUUGUCGAGAGGGAGACUCGUGAGGAGAAACAGGAGGGAACUUCCGGUAUGGAUGCGGGGGCGGGGCGGAGUAGAUCGCAGGCUGGGCGAAAGAGAGUGCGGCGAAAUGUCGUCGUUCCUAUUACGUCGGAAGAGGAGGGUCGUAUGAGCCAGACGGAGAUGGAAAAAUUGCGAGAAAUGAGCGGAUCAGUGGCGAGCAAAGAAGCUUGGAGUGAGGCUGCUUCAUCUCGUCGAGCCUCGGUUGCUAGUUAUCUCAGCAGUCGGGCGCAAUCGCGUGGAGCCGAUGUCGUUUCCCAACUGGAAACUGCGAGUACACAUUCCGUUAUUACGGUAGUGGAGGCGGAUGCUGAUCAGAGAUUUGAACUGGAUGCGGCUAUGGAAGUGCAAGUCAAGCCUUUGUCUGAGCCUGCAGCACAAGUUACAGCAUCAGAAAAGACAUCACUUGAUACGUCAAGUGUGGGGAAGACUAUGGUGUCUAGUAGCACUCCGAGUCUGUUGGCACCUCCUGAGAUGAAGGGUGAACAGCAAGCUUAUGUGCCUUAUGAUACAGCCAGACAGGCUAUAGCAAAGGUGCUAAACGACAUGAAGAACAUGAGAGAGAAGCACGUCCUCAUUGUCACUGAUAUGACAGAUGUCUUCAAACGAGUGGAAGACGAAACACAGACUCAUUAUGAAGAGUUUGUGUUGAGUUUGAAGAAGCAGCAUGCACACAAGAUGGUGACAUUUCGGCAAGUGAUACAUCUGCAGCAGACAGAGCUAAGUCAGGGCAAGUCUCAUGCAGAGAACGUCGUGAAAAGCUUGAAUGCGAGGAAUAAAGCACUAAUGCAGGAAAAUCGUGAGCUGCUGCAUCAGAGCAAGGAAGGAUUUGCAAAGAUGGAAGCUGAAAGGAAUUCCACAGUGCAAAAGCUAAUAGAAGAACUCGACAAGGAAAAAGCGGCUCGAAAAUUAGAAGUCGAGCAGCUUGUGAAUGAACACAACACAAACAUUUCCCUUCUCACCUCGUCGAAUGACUCUGCACUUCGUGAGGCUGAAGAGAAGCACCAAGUGGCCAUUAUGGCUGCCCAGAAGGCACACGAGUCUGAGAUUGAGUCACAGAUUGUGGCAGUGAGACAGGAAAUGAGUGACGAGUUUGGGAAAGAAAAGAUGGAACUGGAGAAGGAAUUGGAAGCUCAACGCAUGGAGGUGAAGGAAGAGAGAGAACGUGCGGCUUUAGUGGGGCAGAUGGCACCUGUAGAGGAAUCGAGAGAUGAUAGGGAGUCUGCUUUUGAUGCGCCGGCUGGAGUGAAGGAUGACGGUUAUUUGGAUGAAAUGAAGAAACAGUUAGAAGAAGCAAAGACGAGCAAACGAACUCUAGUCACAGAGAAUUCAGGACUAAAAGCAAAAUGUCACCAAUUGCAGUCUCGCCUUAACGCUCUCAUUGCAACAACAACCGCAGAUCCAUCGUGGCAAGCACAAGCAGCAGAAAAACUAGAGAAAACACAGACAGAACGAGAAACACUGCAAGAGGAAAAACAAGAGCUCGCCAAUCAAAUCAGUGAAUGGCAGGACAAGCAUCGAGCUGAAAACGACGGAGCUGAACCAACAGACGAAGAAAGAAGCGAAGCGCUUGCCGAAAUCGAACAAAAAGUCCAAACUCUCGACUCACAAUUGAAUGCUCUUGUAGCCACCGAGACUGCACUGACGUUGAUGAAAGAUGGAGAAACAGAUGCCACUGGUGGAGAGCUAGACGUCGGGGUUGAUGUUACGGUUGAUGUGACGGAGGUUGAUAGUUUGAGAGCUCGCGUUGUGGAGCUGGAGGAGGAGAACGAUCGUUUAAUGCUGGAAGUGACACAUUUGAAGAGGUUGAGAAGCAGGCGUCAAAGCAUGAGGUCACGUAUCGAGAGUGAAGACGGAUUGGACGAAGGAGAGGCAGGAGCCGAAGAGGAUGACGAAGAAGAGAGAGAACACAAGGAAGGAGAUGAGAGCUUUGAGGAAGCUGAGAAUUUCGGCUUGAACAGACAGCUUGAGUUGGCACAGAUUGAUGUGAGCAGCAAGGAGGAAGAGAUUGAGAGUUUGAAGGGAGAAGUAGAAAUGUUGAAGGAGGGAGGAUCGGGAGAGAUACAGUUACUUGAAGCAAGUCAUAAGGCAAAGAUGGAAGGUUUGACGAAAGAGUUAGAGGCUCAGACGAAGGAUCUGGAAACGUUGAAAAAUCGUGUUUCUGAGUUGGAAGAAGAGAGACUGGCUCAUGUAGCUGUUGACGCUGCUGAUGAGAUCAGAAAGUACAUGGCAAAGCUGUCUCAAGCUGAAAAGGAGAGAGAUGAGAAAUCAUCAGCUUUACUGCAUCAGCAGACGUCAGCAAGUGAACUCGAUGCGAAACUUGCAGCACUAACCUUCUCUCUUGGUCAAGAACAAGAAGCAAACAAGCAACUGAAGGAAGCUGUUGCUAAAGCUAGAAGUGACAAACAGAACGCACUAAAGGAAAUAUCUGGGAAAGCAGACGAGAGAGAGCAGCAGAAAAGUAAAGAACAGAGGAAGAUGAUCAAAGAGCUGGAAAAGAAAGUUCGGAAGCUGGAGGCUGGCCAAGGACCUAAAUCACCAACGAGACGAGCUUCCAGUGGAGGUGGACCUCUCGAACUUGAUGCAAAAACGGAGAAAAAAUUGGAGAGUCUUCGCAAUGAGGUGAAGACCUUGAAAUCGAAAGCAAAGGAUGAUGCUGAGAAAAUGAAGAAUCUGGAGAGGGAGUUGAAGGCUGUUGCGGCUGCGCCAAAGGGUGCUGCAUCAGCUGAAGAUAAAAAACUAAUCAAGAAGCAAGAGAAAGAACUGAAAGAACUUGCAAGGCAGCUUGAGAUUACACGUAAAAACUUGGAAAAGAAAGAGACAGCUCUUACGGCAGCCGAGGAAGAACUAAAGCAACUGAAAAAGGAUUGUAAGAAGAUGGAAGAACAAAUGGCUCAACUGAAAACGGAUAAAGAGCAACUUGCUGUUGCAGCAAGUGAGGGUGUGGAGUACAUGGAGAAGGCAAAAGAGUUGUCGAAGCAAGUGUCUCACUUGGAAACUGAAAACAAGACAUUGAGUGACAACUAUAACAGUGAAAGGGUUCUACGUAAGAAGUACUACAACAUGGUUGAAGACAUGAAAGGAAAGAUCCGUGUGUACUGCCGUGCAAGGCCACUCAGUAAAUCAGAGCUCGACAGAGGAAAUCAUUGUGUUGUGACAUCACCUGAUGAGUAUACUGUUGAUAUUGAUACGGCACGUGGUGUGAAGGAAUUUCAGUUUGACUCCGUGUUUACUGAAAGUCACUCGCAGGCUGAUGUAUAUGAGGAUACAAGUCGUCUUAUUCAAUCAGCAGUAGAUGGAUACAACGUCUGCAUAUUUGCAUACGGACAGACCGGCUCCGGUAAAACGUACACAAUGGUUGGACAGAUGUCUAUGGAUUCGGAGGUGCGAGGCAUUGCUCCAAGGGCCAUGAAGCAGAUAUUUGAUGUUCUAGAAGAAAACAAAGCAAAAUUCAGCUUUAAAGUGUCAACCUACAUGUUGGAGUUGUACAACGAUCGUCUGCUGGAUUUAUAUGUUAACCAAAAGAGUCAACCUCAGAAACUUGAUAUAAAGAAAGACAAAAAGGGUAUGGUAGUAGUUCACGGAUCUGUAAUGAAGGACGCUGCAUCCGCAAAGGAACUCUUUGAACUGUUUGAGCUUGGCUCACAGAAUAGACACACGGCAUCAACAAAAAUGAACGCUGAAAGCUCAAGGUCUCAUUUGGUUCUUGGAGUUAUUAUCGAGACGACGAAUCUUUCGAACGGGCAGGUGGUGAAGGGAAAACUAAGUUUGGUCGACUUGGCAGGAUCAGAAAGAGCAGCAAAGACAGGAGCAUCUGCUGAGCAACUGAGAGAAGCACAAUCAAUCAACAAGAGUUUGUCUGCUCUUGGUGAUGUUAUCUCAGCUUUGUCAAGUGAGCAGGCAUUCAUUCCAUAUAGAAAUAACAAGUUGACGAUGCUCAUGCAGGAUUCAUUGGGAGGGAACGCUAAGACGCUUAUGUUUGUUAAUAUCUCGCCUGCCGAUUACAACUGUGAUGAAACUGUUAUAUCACUGACAUACGCUUCAAGAGUCAAACUCAUCACUAAUGAUGCGCAAAAAAAUUCAGAGAACAGAGAGAUAGCUCGUCUAAAACAGGUGAUAGCCAAACUGAAGAGUGGAGAAGCUGUGGUUGAGGAUGACGAAGAGUGAUGGUGAAGGUUACGAGAUGUGGAGUUUUGUGUGGAGGCUGAGAUUAUAUUUAUUGUCAGUUAAUUAAGUGAUUUAGUUUUACUGUAACUAGAUGUAAAAAGGUUUGCCUAGACGUCAUUGAUAUAAAAUGGUUUAUAUGCCUAGACGUCAUUGAUAUAAAAUGGUUUAUAUGCCUAUACUUCAUUGUUAUAAAAUGGUUUAUAUGCCUAUACUUCAUUGAUAUAGAAUGGUUUAUAUGCAUAUACUUCAUUGAUAUAAAAUGGUUUAUAUGCCUAUACUUCAUUGUUAUAAAAUGCUUUACAUAUAGGCCUAGACUUUAUUGAUAUAAAAUGGUUUACAUUUAUGUGUUGUAAUAUAUAUUUAUAUUAAACUUUAAUUUAAUUAUUUGUUAUUCUUAAUGUAGUUAUUAAUAGUUAUUAUUGUCAAUAUAUUAUUUUAUUAAUUUUCCAUGGAGAUGA
Corticium candelabrum is the source of this 5041-nucleotide messenger RNA. Its product is annotated as centrosome-associated protein CEP250-like. Bases 96 to 4583 code for a protein of 1495 amino acids. Gene Ontology annotation, molecular function: ATP binding; microtubule binding; microtubule motor activity. Gene Ontology annotation, biological process: microtubule-based movement. The transcript has 34 exons. NCBI's taxonomy places the organism in Eukaryota, Metazoa, Porifera, Homoscleromorpha, Homosclerophorida, Plakinidae. The record is from RefSeq and is a predicted model, not a curated record.